Messenger RNA from Megalops cyprinoides (Indo-Pacific tarpon), 2506 nucleotides. It is a transcript of the gene scfd2, whose product is annotated as sec1 family domain containing 2. The record is from RefSeq and is a predicted model, not a curated record. Lineage: Eukaryota; Metazoa; Chordata; Actinopteri; Elopiformes; Megalopidae. Gene Ontology annotation, biological process: vesicle-mediated transport; intracellular protein transport. The coding region runs from base 102 to 2141 and encodes 679 amino acids. The transcript has 9 exons.
ACAUGUGAGUUUGUGUUGUUGUGAGGGUGAAAGGUAGUUGACAAUUCCAGUCCCGUUUUGGAGUUUUUGGUGAAUCGGAAAUCGCCGAUACCUUGGAAACCAUGCAGACGGCAGAGGGAUUGUCGCGCUUUCCGCGGGAGGUGUGGGAGAAAGUGCUGUCAAAGGUAAAUAAAGCGGUGGUUUUCAUGGAUGUCAGGUGCAUGGAGAGCCUCCACUGGAACGGAGGGGCGGUCGGUUUGCUGGAAGCAGGAGCUAGAAAUCUGAAACAGUUCUCCAGCUUCGAAGCCGGCGGCGAAAACGAGCCGAAAGCGGUGUUUGUCGUCAGCACCCUGCUGAAAGGCAGAACGGCGGACAUUAUUAAAGACAUCGUCCGCCUCAGUCAUUUCAAGUACUGCGUUGUUUUCACCGCCGUGCCGCACUCCAUCCACGUCCUGGCGAACAACGUCAACGCCGAGCUCGAAGGGAAUCCAGUGUUCGAACAGUUCGAGGAAAAACUCUGCGAGUGGAUGGGGGACAUGAACUUCACCGCCGAGGUCAUGCACGCUCCCGUGGUGCUCGCACCCGUAGCGCCGCAGCUGCUGCUCCUACCUGCCUUCGAUGACCUCUUCCCCCUGCUGAGCGAAGACCUGGAGACGAUCAACAGAAAACGGCCAGACAAGAAGAAACUGGGAAGCCUGUCGGAUGUGGACAUGCACUCCCUGCCGCCCGAGCUGCAGAUCCGGCUGAAAACGCUCGCCUCUGUGCUCAGCUCCAUGUUCGAGUUCGCAAACGCGCGGGAGGAGUGCUUCGCCGUGGGGCCGCUGAGCCGCAUCCUCGCUGGGGAGCUGGCCAGUCACCCCCAGGCCAAAGCAAGGAGGAAGACCGCCGCGAACAGAGCCUCCAUCGUCUUCAUUGACAGGACGCUGGAUUUGACAGGGGCGGUUGGUCACCAUGGCGACAACCUUGUGGAGAAGAUCAUGUCUGUGCUGCCACCAUUGCCGGGACACAGGAACGACGUGCAGGUGGACAUGCUGGAGCUCACUGACCUGCAGCACACCCCCAACGCGCAGGGCAUACUGGCACUUGGCUGCCUGGCACAACCCCAGGACUCCACUGCCCGGGCUCUGUGGGAGGCCAUGCUGAGCUGUAAGCACAAGGAGGCCGUCAUGGAGGUGCGCCGGCACCUGGUGGAGGCGGCCAGCAAGGAGAACCUGCCAAUCAAGAUGAGUCUAGGUCGGGUGACUGCAGAGCAGCUCUCCUCCUAUGCUCAGCUCUUCAAGAGCAGCUGGGAGGCGCUGGAGAGUCACAGUGGGGUUCUGCAGCUGUCUCUGGCCACUGCCCAGACACUCCGCCACCCUCACCUGGCCACCUGGGACGCCUGCCUGGCAUUCGAGAGGCUGCUGCUGCAGGCUCUCGGAGACUCGGACCUGGCGGGCGUUCUGCGGCAGGUCCUACCUCUGGUGCAACAGCGUGAGGGUGCAGGAGGGGCAGGGUACGGGCCCGACGCACUGCUGCUCCUGCUGGUGUUUGUGUACUCUCUGGCCCAGGAGGCGCGGCCCGGGAAACAGGGCGAGCAGGGUGAACAGGCUGAGCUGGAGCUGAUGGGCGCCCUCACCCUGCUGCUGACCCAGGAAACGAAGCUGUCCCCGCUGCUGCAGACACUGACCGGGUGUGUGACCGCAGAGGAGCUGACCAUGGAGAAGGUGCGUGCGAUCGUGGAGCAAGUGUUCCACACCCUGAGAGGACUGGGCCAUGCCCGCACUCACCUGAAGCAGCUGUCGUCUGUCUACAGCGCCGGGGACGGUGUCCACCAGGCCACCUACAGGCCCUUUGUGAAGCUGGUUAUGGAGGAGAUCUUCCACCCUGACCGGCUGGACUGCCCCGACAUCGAGCACAUGUCCUCUGGCCUCACAGACCUGCUGAAGACCGGCUUCAGUAUGUUCAUGAAGGUGAGUCGACCUCACCCCAGUGACCACGCCCCACUGCUGCUCUUCCUGGUGGGAGGGGUGACCCCUUCUGAGCUGCGGUUGGUCCGAGAGGUGGUCUCCGCCCACAAGCCCAGUACACAGGUACUGGUGCUCUCCACUCGGCUGCUCACACCCAAAGCCAUCCUUGAGCUGCUGUUCACCACGGAUCGCCUGUACCCCGACAUCGGGCUGUGAGGGAGGACGGGGGGGCCCCCCCCGGGGUCUGCGCCACGGGCCGGGACUGUGUGACACCUCUAGACUAUUGCAUUCCUGCAUUUCUGUAUUUCUGGAGCUGGAUAUCUGGUCCUCCACUGACAGUAUGCUCUCUGUCUCUGUGUGCCUGGAUCCCUGUAGGAUACAGACUGAAGGACUUGAUUGACAGGACUUGAUUCCCCGGUAGAUUCCCACACCUCUGACGGUGUCACCGCACCCAGCGCGUGUUACCAUUGUUACAAGGCAGCCUGUGUUCUGUCUUGGGUUUGUUUAAGAUGCAAACGCUGUGCUUGUCCGUACGGACACGAUGUUCUCUGUCCCCAGAUUUCUGAGCUCCCUGUGGAAUA